CCGCUGUUCUUUUGGUUUAUCACUCUCAAAAUUCCCCAUGGCGGCGGAAACAAAGAUGGUGAAGGACUGUGUUCUCAACCACAGCGAUAAUGACGAAGAAGAAGAAGAGAACUUCUCAGACGAUGGAGACUGGGGAGAUUGGGAAGAAGCAGCUGAUAAGGACGACGACGACGACGGCGGCUUCGAAUCUGAUUUCGUUUGUCUGUUCUGCGAUUCACGCUUCGUGUCGUGUGAUUUACUCUUCCAGCACUGUCUUCCGAGCCACGGGUUUGAUUUUCAUGGAGUUAGAAAGGAGCUGAAGCUCGAUUUCUACGCUUCGUUUAAGCUCAUCAACUAUAUCCGUUCACAGGUGGCUGAGAACAAAUGUUGGAGCUGGGAAGCUUUGCAGAAGUGUCAACUCGAAGUGAACUUUCCUUGGGAUGACGAGAAGUAUCUGAAGCCGUUUUGGCAGGAGGAUUCGCUUUUGUACAGCUUUGCAGAUGAAGAGGAGGUGGAAGGCGAAGAAGAAGAAGAGGGGUUAGACAGAGAUGAUUUGAUUGAGGAUUUGCGGAAACUUGGGGAUUUAAGCAUUGUUGAUGAUGAAGCUAUAGGGGAAAGCUCAGUGUCAAACAAUGACAAGUGCAAGGAUGUUAGUCUUGUCUCAAAACAGAGUUCUGCUGAUGGUUUGGUAGUCAAUGGGAAGGGUAAAGAACCGAGAGUUUGUGAUGGGAGGCUAGUUGGUAGGAACAUCAGGAAGGUUAAUGAAAACUAUUUUGGAUCUUAUAGUUCAUUCGGCAUUCACAGGGAGAUGAUUAGUGAUAAGGUUAGAACAGAAGCUUACCGGGAUGCACUUUUGAAGAAUCCGAGUCUCUUGUCUGGCUCUGUUGUAAUGGAUGUUGGUUGUGGAACUGGAAUAUUGAGUCUCUUUGCUGCUCAAGCGGGAGCUUCAAGGGUAGUUGCAGUUGAAGCUAGUGAGAAGAUGGCCAAAGUUGCAACAAAGAUUGCCAAGGAUAACAAAGUGUUUAAUGAUAACGAGCAUAAUGGGGUACUUGAAGUUGCGAACUCAAUGGUUGAAGAGCUAGAAAAAUCCAUAAAGAUUCAACCUCAUAGUGUUGAUGUGUUAGUCAGCGAGUGGAUGGGAUACUGCCUUCUAUAUGAGUCAAUGCUCACUUCUGUGCUCUAUGCAAGAGAUCGGUGGUUGAAGCCUGGUGGUGCAAUCCUCCCUGACACAGCCACAAUGUUUGUUGCUGGAUUUGGAAAAGGCGCCACAAGUCUUCCUUUCUGGGAAGAUGUCUAUGGCUUUGACAUGUCCUCAAUUGGCAAGGAAAUUCUUGAAGAUACAGCUCGAGUUCCAAUUGUUGACGUUGUAGAGGAGCGUCAUUUAGUGACACUGCCUGCCCUUCUCCAGACAUUUGACUUGGCUACCAUGAAACCAGAUGAAGUAGAUUUCACAGCAACAGCAACGCUGGAACCCACAGGGUCAGAAACAGAAGCUCGGUUGUGCCACGGUGUUGUGUUGUGGUUCGACACAGGUUUCACUGAUAGGUUCUGCAAGGAAAACCCAACCGUGCUAUCAACAUCACCCUACACUCCCCCAACACAUUGGGCACAAACUGUCUUGACUUUUCAAGAACCAAUCUCAGUGGCACCGGCCUCGGUUCCUCUACUGUCUGGUGAUGAUGAUAGAAGAGGAGGAGCCAUUGGAACGAAAGAAUGUCCCGCCUCAAGCAUUCACCUGCGUGUGAGUGUUGCAAGAGCGUCUGAGCAUCGCAGCAUCGACGUCUCGUUAGAGGCUACAGGGGUGAGCUCAAAGGGUCAGAAGCGUCGUUGGCCAGUUCAGAUAUUUAAUCUAUGAAUGUUAUUGUAUUGUAAGACUUAUUUUCUGCAUUUUUUGUUCUUCAACAAGGAUAUGAGGAUUAACUUCGAUUUUGCUCAGUUCUUUUCAUUAGACAAAUUGGUAAAAUUUCUACGUUUGGAAAUGAUUUA
Molecule: messenger RNA, 1965 nt
Organism: Raphanus sativus (radish)
Lineage: Eukaryota; Viridiplantae; Streptophyta; Magnoliopsida; Brassicales; Brassicaceae
Product: probable protein arginine N-methyltransferase 3
Exons: 7
Coding region: 38-1834 (598 amino acids)
Biological process (GO): peptidyl-arginine methylation
Molecular function (GO): protein-arginine N-methyltransferase activity
Source: RefSeq, a predicted model, not a curated record